GCUCGCUUUUGCUUCAGCUGCUAAUGGUUUAUCUGAGGGGCUGGGAAGCCGAGCUUCCUGGCAAGCCAGAAUAAAAAUUUCGGCGGGCUCUCUCAGGCUGGGCGAGGCGGGUUUUCUCAGCAUUUUUCUUCCACUUCUUCUUCGCCAGGGCUGAGCUGCAGUGGGCGUGGUGCCAGUUAUUCCCGCGAUGUGGAGGUGCUCGACGCUGAAGUGAGCUGGCGUGGUGGUUUCUCGGGUUUCUGGCCUCUCCAGACCAUUGUUUUCUGGGUGGGGAAAGCCCCUUUGGGCUCUGGAAACCUUUCGUCGCAUUCACGUCACUGCGAAGCUGUGUGUGAAUGUUCAGUUUCCAAGCUACGGUGCCCCUCCUUCCAGAAGGCAGAGCGGCAGGCGGACGGGUUGCGCUCAAUCCCUGCGAGCCGUCUAAGAGCCAGCAGUCAUCGUGUGGCACUGGACCGGGAAACAGGAGACCUGGUUUCUAAUCCCUGCUCUGUCACUAACAAGCUGUGUGAUCUUCGAAGCUUAAGUGAAAAUGGUACAUGUUAGAAGACAUGAAACAAGAAAAAGUUCUAAAACUCAAAUCCCUGAGCAGAAAUCUCGAGUUGAUUGGAGGCGGACUAAAAGAAGUAGUAUCUCACAAUUAUUUGAUAGCGAUGAAGAGCUUGAUAGCAAUGAAGAGCUUGAUAGUGAUGAAAGUAUUGAUGAGCUUGAUAGUUACAAGGGGCUUGAUAGUAUUAAAGAGCCAGAAAAUGAGAGACAGCUUUAAUUAAUUAAAGUUGAAAGUGAAGAAGACAACAGUAUGCGUCUCAUUAACAUUGGCAACAGUUUAACAUAUGAAGAAGAAAACAACAAAAGCAAACAUGGGAGUGUUGACUUACCAGAUCAUGAAAAGCAUCCAAGUCUGGAGGAUGAUGAUCUCAACCAACACACUGGACAAAUAAAAGAGGAGGAUAUAGAAGAAAACUACAUCAAACGAGGGAGGAGAAAAAGGAUAUCCUCUGUGAUGUAUGACAGUGAUGAGAGUGAUGAUAGUGAUAUCCUCAGAAAAGUAGGUGUUAAAUGUCCACGGAGAGUGGUUGAAGAUGAAUGUUCUUCAGUGGAGAUGGAGCAAAAAAAUCCUGAAAAAACUUUAGCUGCACGAAAGUGAGAAAAGCUCCAGAAACUGAAAGAACUCUCAAAACAAAGAUCUCAUCAGAGACGCACUAGUGGUAAAGAUUUUGAGGACUCUGAAGAGGAAUCCUGCCCAAGCAGUGAUGAAGGUGAGGAGGAGGAGGAAGAUGAUUACAUGUAUGAUGAAGAUGGAGAUGAUUAUAUUAUUGAUGACUUUGUAGUACAGGAUGAGGAGUGUGAUGAGAAUAAAAGCCAACUGAAAUUAGUAAAACAAAAUGCUCUUUGCACUGUUUACCUGCCACCUGGACAUAUGAAUCACAAGGAAACUCAAUUAAGAGGAAUCCUCUCUUUGGGAAUUAUAUACCUAGAAUGUGAUAAAACAUUUGCUGAGAGAUACCAACUAAUCCUGCUAAAUACUGAAUAUAAAAUUCCAAUUCUUUCAGUGACCACUAUACUCACUUUGAAAGAGUUGUGAAGGCUUUUCUGAUCAAUGCUUUAGAUGACUCUUUUCUGGGAACAUUGUAUGGUAAGUUAAGAGUAUGAAUGGAACAAUUUGUUUCUUUUUCUAAUUUUUAAAUAACCCAGCUUUAAAAAAUAUUGAACAAAACUAAGGAGAAUCUCUUAAGGCCCUCCAAAAAUCCAUUCACAUCCAAAGCUUGUUAGUGAUUAUUAGUGGCAAUUUUGUGGAAAGUAUAAAAGAAGCAUAUGAUAGGCCCAUGGACUUUUAGAAUUCACAGUGAAUUUGAAGAUAUAUAUGUACUCAUAAAAC
This is a messenger RNA of Choloepus didactylus (southern two-toed sloth), 1876 nucleotides long. It is a transcript of the gene CCDC82, whose product is annotated as coiled-coil domain containing 82. The record is from RefSeq and is a predicted model, not a curated record. NCBI's taxonomy places the organism in Eukaryota, Metazoa, Chordata, Mammalia, Pilosa, Megalonychidae.